AUGGCCACCUGCGUGUCAAGCCCCACACUCACAACGACGUCUGUCGGCUCCUCCGCCAGUCUAUCCACUACAGUCACUCAUAUCACUACGACCGCGCCACCUACCGUGUCCACCAUCACCAUCACCUCAUGUAUCGCUCCCACCAACACUAACUCCUCUGCCACUUGCGUCCCAACUCUCGUAAGGUCCCUCCGUACAGUAGGAGGUUUUACCUCCACCAUUGAUGCACCUGUCACUAUUACCGUCCAAGUUCCCUUUACACAGAUCGCCACCUUCUAUGGCUCGUCAUGUACCACUCCAGCUGGAGAGGUCAGCAUUACACCAUCGUCCGUGACAUCCACCCUCAUCAGCGUCACCACUCCGCCCCCGACUGUCAUCACUUCACAAUCGUAUACCACCCUGUCAGAUGGCAGCGUGUCUACUGCCACCCUCACUAGCACCUCCACCUUGCCCGCGACGACAGUAAGUGCCCCACCAACGUCCACCCAAUCACACGGUACAAACAUAGCUCCCAUCGUGGGUGGUGCCGUGGGUGGUUUCGUGGGUUUCGCAGCACUGGUACUGCUAGGCUGGUACUUCAUUAAAAAGAAAGCCCGAUACAACGACAUAUUCGAUAACAACGAAGGAUACUCACCACCACCCAAAAAAACCAACCCCCUCAACCCGUCCCAAACCCAGGGAUACCACUACACACCCGUCAGCCAUACCCUCGCAAACCCAACUGUCCAUUCUCCGCCUACAUCACCGCCGCAAGGCCAAGCACCGCUCGCGAGUUUCGGGAACGAGUCUGCGUUCCAGGGCCCUGCAAGUUACGGGAACGAGUCUGCCUAUCAGGGCCCUGCAGCUGGAGGACACCACCACUCUCCGUCGCUUGUCCCGUUGUUCGCUGCGGGUCUUGGGGCGGGCGCGGCCGCGCAGACGGCGCAGCUUGUGGUUAAUGCGACGGGUGGGAACAACACGAAUAGUACGGCUUCACGGCCUUCUUCGUCUGGGUCGGCUGCGCCGCUUGUCCAGCAGCAGGGGUAUGGGCAGGGCCAGGGAUACAUUCCGCAGAACUUGCCGCCUGGUGCUGGGGCCGGGCAGGGGCAGGGAUAUGGGUAUGCGCAGGGGGGACAGCAGGGGUAUGCACAAGCUGGACAAGGAUAUCCGUCACAAGGAUAUGCUGGCGGGCAAGGACAGGGAUACGCUGCUGGUCAGGGCCAAGGGUACGGUCAAGGACAGGGAUACGUACCUCCUGGACAAGGACAGGGGUAUGCGCAGCCUUCUGCACUGUCACAUGCUACUAGCACGAGCUCGGCUGGGACGUCAUGGGGCGGGUCUUCUUCUGGCGGCGGCGGCGGUGUAUAUGCCCCACCAAUCCCGGGUAUCAUCCCCGUCAUGGGCGCGACGAGACACCGACAACAGACUUCCGACCCCGUAUACAACAAUAAUCGGUCUGGAAGUCCGGUAUCGAAUUUGGGGCCUGAGGAUGCGUCGUCUUCUUCUGCCGCGUAUCCGAGCACGGCGGAUGCGACUACUGCGUAUGAUGGGAAGGGGCGGCCGAUUAAUUUUGGGGGGGAGAAACCUGCGAUUGUUCAUUUGGAUGGGGGACGGUAUGAGGAGCCGACGACGAGUCAGAGUCAGAGUCAGAGUCAGAGUGUUGCACAGAGGCCGAUGGGGGCUGCGCCGCCUGCUUAUGAGGGGUGAAGCAAAAAAACAAAUGUGGUUCUCUGAAAUUUACGUGCUUUUACGACCUUGAAGAUUAUAUUAUUUAUUCCCCCCCCCUUCCCCUCCCCGGAUUUCUUUCUUUCUUUCUGACGUUGGCAUGGUUUUUGGAUUGCUUUCAAGUUGGUAGUUUGGGUGGAACAAUAAUAUUCAUUCAUGAUCAUUUACU
Messenger RNA from Laccaria bicolor S238N-H82, 1873 nucleotides. RefSeq lists its product as uncharacterized. The transcript has 4 exons. The record is from RefSeq and is a predicted model, not a curated record. Lineage: Eukaryota; Fungi; Basidiomycota; Agaricomycetes; Agaricales; Hydnangiaceae. The coding region runs from base 1 to 1686 and encodes 561 amino acids.